UUGUAUGAUGAUAAUCGUUGUACUAAUUAUUAUUUUUAUAAUUAUUUAUUGUAUGCUUAAGUUUGAAAUUUGUCGAAAUAAAAUAAACAGCAUAAAUUCAAAAGAUGUUAAAACAGAUUCGAAUAUGGAAGAAAUCGAAUUAAAUAAACUUAAUGUUUUAUAAUCGUAUAUUAUUGAAUUAUAUUGUAUUAUGAAUAUGACUUGAAUCAUGGGAAUUAUAAACAAUGUAUGUAAUGAAGGUAAUAUGUAGCUUAUUGUAGUAUUGUAUGAUAAUACUGUAAUAGGGAAUCUUAAGGUCCAACUGCCAGGAGGAAGUUUGUCUUUUAAAGGGGGAGGUGUUACAUACUCGCUUGACCAUUAUCUGUUGCAACCCUUCACAUUCCUCCCUUAUCACAUCUGCACGUGUUCGCUUCCAAGAAAUCCUUCCUUCGUUACAUCCCCAAGCCUUUGCUAAUAUUAAUAUUUUUUAUUCAAUCCGUUCCGGACUUUAAUCGAAUAUAGACCGAAGAUUCCCAAAUUGGAAUUGGUUAUUCCAGUUUUGUAUUUCCUUGCUAUUUAAUAUAAUAAAUAGUGUUCCUUUUUAAAAACUAAUUUAAUACAUGCAAAACUAUAUAUAUGACCAUAUAUAAGCGUUUUAUUGUACAAAGUUAGACGGAAUCAAUAGGCGCAGUAGUGCCUAGACCUGUUUAUGCCCUCCUAUGGCAACUUGUUCUUUGGUAUCAGUCAUGGAAAAACGUCGCAAACCGAGUCUAACACAAGCCUUGGCCAAGCAAGUGUUAGAACAAGCACACAUUCUCGAGCAACUGGCGAAAAAGAAAAAGGAAGCUAGUGAAGAAAUACCCAUCAAAAAAGGUUAUACGUUUCGCCUAGAAUCGAGAAACCCGUUUCGAACACAGACAGUUUACAAAAUAAUGGAAGAAAUUAUUCUUGAAGGAAUGGAUGGCUUUUAUUAUAAUCCUAAAGAGGCUGCUGAACUUUGUAAAAAGUUUUCUUCUGAAAUAAGGACAAAAGUUAAAGCGCUCAAUUUCGAAAGGUACAAACUCAUAUGCGGUGUGGAAAUAGUGCAAAAAAAUUUACAAGGUAUACAUUCAAUAUGUUCCUUUCUUUGGGAUCCUGAAAGAGACAAUUUUAGCUUGUAUACUUUUGACAAGUUUGAUUUGUUUGUAGCCGCUUAUGUUUUCGGAGUAUAUCAUGAAUAAAUUAUUACAAGUGUUUAAUACUUUAAUCGCUUGUUUGCAUGUUUUUCUAUUUUUCCCUUCCUUUACACUAUAAAGUACCCAGAAAAUUUCAGUCCAAAGAACGGAAGUGCACUACAAUACCGGCAAGUUAUGCUUCAUCAGGUUAAGUCAUCGAAUGGUGUCUAUGUCAUCCUGGAUAAAGGUAAAGGCCAUUGUGAAUUAAGGAAAUGAAUAAGACAACAAAAUCUGUGACUAAAUAUGUUUUUAUUUUUAUUUAUUUAUUUUUUAUUUUAUUUUUAUUUAUUUUUUUUUUGUUUUGUUUUGUUUGUUGCUUAUAUUAACAUGACUAUUUUUAUACAUACUCAAACAUUGUAACACAAAUUUAUUUCACAAAUGCCUUAAUGUUUAAAAAAAAAAAGAAAAAAAGAAGAAUAAAGAAAAUAGAACUUAACGUUAAUAGUAACCCCAACCCAAACUAAAAGUCCCAACAUAGAGAUAAAUCUUUCCUUUUUGCUUAACAAAAUUAAUCCUUGAAAACAAAGAAAAGUCAAUGUAUACUAUUAAAUGUGCACACAUGAAUAAUAUAUAAUGUUCGACACAUAAAAUACAUCAGACUAGUAACUACAAAAAGGUUAAUAUAGUUGAAAAUAAAGAAUGCUAAUUCAAAGAACAUAAUGGAUAUGAUCUUCGGCCAUUAUUGCCAUUUAAGAUCUUUUAAAUAAAUGAACUCAAUGAAAAUAAAUUUAUAGAAAACUAUAUAUAUUUUAUUUUAUGUAUAAUUCCUGCAUAAAUACAGAGUAAAAAUAUAUGAUACGUGGAAAAUUAAGUCAUCACUUAUUUUAGAUAAUAAAUUGUGUUGUACUGAAUCACAUCGUUCACAACACUAAUAUUUCAUUUCCACGGGGCAUUUGGUAGAUUUAUGUUCUAUUUCAUUUAACAUUUUUAAGUACUGUUCUACACUAUGGUAUUAAUUAAAUAAUAAACGUGUUAACAAAAUACAAACUUUUUAAAAAUUAACAAAAAAUAAAAUAUAACAUAACGAGGAAAACUCAAGGAUAAUUUAUGAUGAAACCUGGUA
This is a messenger RNA of Cimex lectularius (bed bug), 2256 nucleotides long. RefSeq names its product tctex1 domain-containing protein 1-like. The transcript has 3 exons. Gene Ontology annotation, molecular function: dynein intermediate chain binding. The coding region runs from base 699 to 1199 and encodes 166 amino acids. Lineage: Eukaryota; Metazoa; Arthropoda; Insecta; Hemiptera; Cimicidae. Gene Ontology annotation, cellular component: cytoplasm; cytoplasmic dynein complex. The record is from RefSeq and is a predicted model, not a curated record. Gene Ontology annotation, biological process: microtubule-based movement.